Molecule: messenger RNA, 485 nt
Organism: Cuscuta epithymum
Lineage: Eukaryota; Viridiplantae; Streptophyta; Magnoliopsida; Solanales; Convolvulaceae
Source: the annotation of a GenBank genome assembly
AACCAUCAAGAUAUAUGUGUGUGUGUAGCUCUCUUCAUUAUAUUGCUUCAGCAAAGGACUGAAGUGAGUGAAUCAAUCUGCAAAAGGCUACAUGCAUUCAGUUCAUCAUCAGGCAUUGCAAGGGAUAGUGAAGCAAAGGGUAUUUCAGAGUGCAAGAAAGAUGGGGAAGAUUGUGGGGUUCCAGAAAGUGGCUGCUUUUGUAUCAUAGAUGAGUGUUAUUGUCCAAGGAAACCACCCAGACCGGGUCUUGGCCCCCCUGUUAUUCCUCGCGACUCCUCAAAUCUUAGUCCUGUGAAACCCUCCGCCCCUCUUAAGUUAAAACUUUUGCCAUAUAAAUAUGAAGUCUUGUCUGCUAUAAAAAAAACUAUGUAGUCUAUGUUGGUUUGGAAACUACACUGUUAUUGUUGAUGCGAAUAAUAUAUAGGAUACACAGACAUAUAGGCAUAUGUAUUGGUUCAAAUAAAAUUGCAUCUUCUCAUGCAAAA